CCGACGGGCCCUCCCGCCCGCCCUCCCGAGGAGCGCAGACCCGGGCCCGCGAGGGCCGCCGCCACCCCGCAGCAGAUUUGGAUCCCCCGCCCGGCGAGCCCCAGGCUGCUGCCUCCCGGGGGGCCCCGGCGCAGCGGCCGCCCCCGGAGAACCCCGGCACCCGGCCGCCCGGCCCCGAAGACGCCGGCAGCGCCAUGGCGGCCGCCAAGCCCGGCGAGCUGAUGGGCAUCUGUUCCAGCUACCAGGCGGUGAUGCCGCACUUCGUGUGCCUGGCCGACGAGUUCCCGCAGCCCGUGCGGCCCGCCAAGCUGUCCAAGGGCAGGGGCCGGCUGCGGCGGCCGCGCCAGUCCCGCUUCAAGACGCAGCCGGUCACCUUCGACGAGAUCCAGGAGGUGGAGGAGGAGGGAGUGUCCCCUAUGGAGGAGGAGAAGGCCAAGAAGUCGUUCCUGCAGAGCCUGGAGUGCCUGCGCCGCAGCACGCAGAGCCUGUCGCUGCAGAGGGAGCAGCUCAGCAGCUGCAAACUGAGGAACAGCCUGGACUCCAGCGACUCCGACUCGGCCCUGUGAGGGGCGCCGCCCGCAGCGGGGACUCGCGCGCCUCCGCGGCCCGCCCGGGGUCAGCGUGCGAACCCCGAGGGAGCCCGCGCCCCGCACCCCGGGACCCCCGAGCACCGGGGACCGCCGCCCCUCGCGCGCUUGGACUCUCGCCCGGCUGCGAACUGGUCGGUGCGCCCCGCGCUGCCCUCGCUCUGGGCCGGAGCGCGCCCGGGGGCGCCAGGGAGGGGGGCGGCUUUCUUUGCCCUUGUAAACGUUUAUUUUUUAACUCUUCCCAGUGUGAACUGUGCUGUGAGUGUGUGCGGGAAGGCACGCCCGCGCUGAGUCGGCCCGGGGUCGUCAGGGCUUCCCGGAGAGCCGCUCCUCGCCCUUGUCGGAUGGUUUGCAACUCCGAUUUUGCACACCGCUCCACCGUGCCCCCCAGCGCACACCCGUUCACACUCACGCCAACACACUUUCGCUGAACACUUUUCUAAUUGUUAGGCGCGGCUGAUGGGACUUGGGGCGCAGCGCAGCUGCUGCUGCGGCCGGAGGAUUGAUAUUUAUUUUUGCAUUGCGAUGGCUGAUGGCCUUUAUUUAACGAUCUUUCUACUUGGAUAUGUCUGUGAGGCUCCCGAAUGGAGACAAAUAAAGUAAAUAUAUUUGCACAGUGCAUUUCUCCAGGCUCUUGACUUCUUGAACCUUCGGUGCCCAGGCUCCCAAGACUGGGGGAGGUGGGGGAAGGAUGUGGCUGGAAUGAGGGGCCAGGGGUCCCCGAGUGGAGUUAACUCCACAAGCUUCAGUCACCGGAACGAGGUCGCGCCCCCGGUGCGCAGAUCGGUUCGUGGCCUCCCCAAGUGGAUCCACACCCGGCCCGGAGGGCUCCUGCCUCCCUGUCUGUGCCCCAUCGCCGGCGUCCGGGAUGGAGUGAGGCAGCUGGUAGGAGAUCAGCGCUGUGAGGACAGAGAGCGCCUUCCUGGGUGCGGUUGACCUCUCAGAGAGGUGGGGGUCAGGGUCAUCGCCCUGCACCCACCGCAGAAGACCCCACCCACUGCGCAGCCUGUCUAGGCGGCGAGUGAGGAGAUGCCCGAGCUAGCAAUGGGACACCCAGGCGGGGAUAUUUGGGUGAUGGGACCCGAGGGAGGGCAGGGAGCCCUCCCGGGCUGGGAGACAGUGAGGGCUCCUUUGCCUUCUUCAGGGUUCUGCAGAGAGGGUGGGGCAGAGC
This is a messenger RNA of Diceros bicornis minor, 1758 nucleotides long. RefSeq names its product chromosome 31 C11orf96 homolog (gene C31H11orf96). Bases 195 to 566 code for a protein of 123 amino acids. The record is from RefSeq and is a predicted model, not a curated record. The transcript has a single exon. NCBI's taxonomy places the organism in Eukaryota, Metazoa, Chordata, Mammalia, Perissodactyla, Rhinocerotidae.